Messenger RNA from Prosopis cineraria, 644 nucleotides. RefSeq lists its product as uncharacterized. The transcript is spliced from 5 exons. NCBI's taxonomy places the organism in Eukaryota, Viridiplantae, Streptophyta, Magnoliopsida, Fabales, Fabaceae. The record is from RefSeq and is a predicted model, not a curated record. The coding region runs from base 246 to 617 and encodes 123 amino acids.
GUUGAUCUUUGUGUUGAGAAAUGGUUCAAUAAUGUAUGGCUUCUAGGAGAUGUUUGUGGAAUUGACGAGUAUCUUCUCGGCCAAAUGUUGCCGCUCUGCUCUGUGGACCAGUUAAAGCAUGUGGAAGUGUCUACUAAAGGAAGGAAUUUGAGUCCGAUAACAAAUAAAUUGUGGAAGGCAUUUUAUGAAAAGCACUUUGGUAACACCAAUGAAGAUGAAGUGAUCGAGAAUUUGGAAGAAUUCAAAUGCCGUUCAAAUGGAAGCCGUUGCAUGAGUAUAAAGUGGAGGAGACUAAAGCUGUGGAGCGAAUGAGGCGACUAGUUCUCGAGCAGUAUGAAUAUGAUUAUCGUGGUGCUGAAUAUAAUGGAUUCAAUCCAAAGGCCAAGGAAGAGGUAGACUCUCUAAACAGUGAAGAAGAAGAAGAAGAAGAAGAAGAAGAAGAUGAUGAUGAUGAUGAUGAUGAUGAUUAUGAUGAUCACGACGAUGACGACUAUUAUGAUUAUGAUCAUGAUUAUGGUUAUUAUUAUUAUGAUGAUGAGGAAGGGGAGGAGGAGACUUAUCUUGAAGUAGGAGAGAAAUUGGAAGAAGUUUUUGUUGAAGAGGUAGAGGAAGUGUAAGGGGAAGAACAGACUCAGAUUGGAGAG